Molecule: messenger RNA, 1557 nt
Organism: Cannabis sativa
Lineage: Eukaryota; Viridiplantae; Streptophyta; Magnoliopsida; Rosales; Cannabaceae
Product: transcription factor MYB36
Exons: 3
Coding region: 155-1297 (380 amino acids)
Source: RefSeq, a predicted model, not a curated record
UUCUUCAUUUUUUUUCAAACAUUUAGACUCACAACAACAAAUAUUAUCAACAUAUAUAAACAACAAACAAGAAAGAAGAAAGAAGAAGAAGAAGAAGAAGAAGGAAGAUCAUAUAUAGAUAUAUAUUUAUAUAUAUUAUAUAUCAAUCAAGAAGAUGGGUAGGGCUCCAUGUUGUGAUAAGGCUAAUGUGAAGAAAGGACCAUGGUCACCUGAAGAGGAUACUAAGCUUAAAGCUUAUAUUGAUACUUAUGGCACUGGUGGUAAUUGGAUUGCUCUUCCCCAAAAAAUUGGGCUUAAGAGAUGUGGAAAGAGUUGUCGAUUGAGGUGGCUUAAUUACUUGAGACCUAAUAUCAAACAUGGUGGAUUCUCUGAAGAAGAAGACAACAUCAUCUGUAGUCUCUAUAUAAGUAUUGGCAGCAGGUGGUCUAUAAUAGCAGCUCAAUUACCAGGAAGAACAGAUAAUGACAUAAAAAAUUAUUGGAACACAAGAUUGAAGAAGAAAUUAUUGGGAAGGCGAAAACAAUCCAAUGGAUCUCGAUUAUCAUCAUCGGCCACCACGGAUGGAAAAAAUCCGAUCUUGGAAGAGAAUUCGGCUGAAACUUUAAGUAGUUCAGCCAUUGAAAGGCUUCAACUCCAUAUGCAACUUCAAAGCCUUCAAAACCCUUUAUCUUUCUAUAAUAAUCCUGCUUUGUGGCCUAAGCUUCAUCCCUUUCAACAAAAAAUGAUUCAACAAAGUUUCCAAGCUUUGAAUGUAAACCCUAACCCUAACCCUAAUUCUGAGCUGUUAACUCAGAAUUCUAUGAUCAUGCAAGUGCAUGAUCAUGUGAUUAGCCCUAAUAAUCAAGCCCAAAAGGAGAUUGAGUUUUAUGGUUCGUCGAUUAUUGCUAAUAAUAUCGUUGUAAGUGAAGAUCAAAUUGAUAGCGCUAAAGGAUCAGGCGACCAGUCUGGUAAUCAACAUGUUUCGGCUUUUCAAGCUGAGCUCGAGGGCAUUCUUAACGGAGAUCAUGGUGAUAUAAACUCAAUCGAGUUUAAUCAUAAUCAUAAUCAUAAUCAGAUGGCGGGUUCUGAUCCCGGGUUUGAUAACUUGAUCAAGGAUAUGAAUAAUGUGGUGGUCUCUAAUAAUAAGGAAAGCUUGUUAUGGUGGUCUAAUGAGUUUGAAGCAUCAAAAUCAUCAUCAUCAAACUCAUGGGAAUCUACUUCUGUGGUUCUUGAUCAUCAUCAUCAAUCUAAUAAUAGCAAUGAGAUGUUUCAUCAUGAUCAUCAUCAUUAUGAUCAAAUGACUAGUUAUGGCCUGUGAUGACAAAAUUAUGAGGUUAAUUAAUUAAUUUUUUUUAAUUAAUUUACUUCUAAUAAGUACUAUUAUUGUAGUAACUAUAUAAUAGGGUUUUAAUCCCAUGCAUAAGAUGAAAAUCAUGAUGAUUAUGAAAUCAGGAGAGAAAAUAUGGAACAUAUAUAUUAUAUAUUCGAGGGGUUUUUUUUUUCUUUUGUAAAUUAAUAAUUAUGUGUGAAUAAUUAUGUUUUUUUGAGAUUAUAAUGAAACUUUGUUUAUUCUCUAAA